AAGAGCAAAGACAGCAUCCGAGAGCGUAUCCGGCAACGUAGUUCCAGAAUACUGUCACUUCUGGGCCUCCGAAACCCGACUCAAUUGCUGAAAGCAGUUACGAUUCACGAACCCGAUGACCCUCGAAUAAUCGAGCAUGACCGCGUCCCAUUACAGUCCUUUCACUAUUUUCCUACUCCCGUCGAGACCGCAAGGAGCGGAGAUGAGACUGUUCCAAGUGCAAUCCUUGAUGAGUCUCCGGUUGCGUCUGGAGGAUCUAGUACGACGAACAUCGUCAUGGACUCUAAUUCAAACCCACUUGAGGAAUCAUCCCAGAAUGUCCAAGCACACCCACAGGAACCCCCUCAAUCUCCAGGGACACCCUUGCAUGCCCGCUCGCCAAUUGCACGACCGAGCCAUAAGCGGUUAUCUGAAGUUCUGAAACGAAGUCACUCGACACCCACAGCACUCACACACAUCGUCUCAACCAAAAUAUCGACCACUUUUGGAAACCCUACGGUCAUCCGUCGCUCACAUCUUCGCUCGCGACCCAAAUUCCGGAUUCCCCAAUUCCCAGGCCAUUCACUUGCUUCACCACUAAACAAACAAGGCGACAGUGCUCAGGAUAGCUCCGAUCCCCCUACGUCACCGGGAGACAGUGCCUCUCCGAUCAGCACACGCUCCACCCCUCCGACCACUCCCCCCACAACUCCUCCUACAUCAGGAGAGCCGUCAGGAAGCUCGAAGCAAGAUCAUAUAGAUUCUGAUCAAGUGAACCUAAGAAUUUCACCUUCUAGCAGCGACGAAGGUACUCGAAUUCAAGCGGUAGAAGGCUUAUCCAGUCGCUCACCAUCUAUUAUUACCGUGGAGGCCGCUGCCAACGCAAAGGUAUUUUUUGAAACAUACUUCAACUCAGUCUUUGCUGGAGCGGACCUUCGUUCGCAGCGCCAGCAUGAGCUUGAACAGUACAUAUAUGGCCUUCCCUUGGCUCCUGAAGAAAGGGCAAGGAUCUGGGAGAACUGGGUUACCCAGGAACGUCAGUAUCUGCGUCAGUGUCGCAUUCUCAAAAGCCACUGCCAUAGUGGCCGACAAGAUGAAACGGUUUCACUUGCCGGAUUUGAAGCAAUAAAAGUGUUAGGAAGGGGAAGCUUUGGCGUUGUACGGCUCCUCAAGAGCCGGUCAAUCUCGGUCAUGGAUGGGACCGCAAGCACACGUCGAAGAAUGAUGAUAGGAGUGAAGAAGGAUGUCUUUGCGAUGAAAGUGAUUCGAAAAUCUGCAAUGAUCCGCAACAGCCAAGAAGGCCAUCUCCGAGCUGAGCGUGACUUUCUCGUUGCAUCAGCCAAAUCCCGCUGGAUUGUGCCCCUGAUUGCAAGCUUUCAGGAUCGUGAUCAUUUGUAUCUUAUUAUGGACUACAUGGUAGGUGGGGACUUCCUAGGACUGUUGAUGCGUCAGUGCAUCCUACCAGAAGAAAUCGCUCGGUGGUAUAUCGCAGAGAUGAUUCUAUGCAUUGAGGAGGCCCAUCGGCUAUGCUGGAUUCAUCGAGAUGUCAAGCCUGACAAUUUCCUUAUAUCGGCGUCUGGACACUUGAAGAUAUCCGACUUCGGCCUAGCUUUUGACGGGCACUGGGCUCACGACCAAGUGUACUAUAAUGAACAGCGGUAUUCAUUGCUCAAGAAAUUGGGGAUCCAGGUGGCGGGGGAUUCCCAGGAUCGAAGAGAAGCACGCAAGCCGGCAAAAUUAUCUUCACAUGAAUAUGGUGCUGGAGCCGACUCCGAAAGCACACCACCCUCAAUGGAUUUACUGGGAUGGCGUGACCGCACCCAAAAACGACGGCUGGCUGCCAGUGUCGUCGGAACAAAUCAAUAUAUGGCACCAGAAGUGGUCCGGGGUGAGCUAUACGACGGUCGCUGCGACUGGUGGAGUAUUGGUAUCAUAUUAUACGAGUGUCUCUACGGCUUCACUCCCUUCGCUUCGCACGAUCGACAGAAGACCAAGAUGAAAAUCCAUCAUCACCACGAGACACUCUGCUUUCCCGCAAGUCGAACCUCGGACAAGCGGGUUUCGGCCGACGCAAUCGAUCUUAUCAAUUUUCUGCUUCAGGAGAAAGAGCAUCGACUGUCUUCAAGCAAAUACAAGAUCAAUGACUCUCUGAGUUCCCGAUUACCAUCCCGGCAUUUCUUCUACAAUAUGGACACUCGCAAUCGGAACCAUAAGGGUUUCUACGUCUUCCCCAAUGAUGCAACGGAUAUCAAAAACCAUUGUUUCUUCCGUAACAUCAAGUGGGACGAAAUCCACCAAUCUGUUCCUCCGUUCAUCCCCAAGGUCAAAGGCUGGGAGGAUACUAGGUACUUUGACGACGCAGGAUACGACGGUGACCACGAUGAUAUCUCUGUCAUGUCAGACCCUGACCACCUCGAAGAGGAUAGCGAGGUCGAAGAGCCAGUCCCAGUCAAAGUCGAAUCUCCCGUGCCUCAGCAAGUCGCUCGACAUCCCGCACCAGGUCCCGGUCCCGGAGGUAAAGCCUCUCUACACAAAGAUCGCAAGAAGAAGGAGCGUAAGCGCCCUCGGGAUAAGCUUCUGCGUGACCGGCAAAUGCGGCGGACGGUGCUCGAGAUGCGCAAGAAAGGGGCGUUCCUGGGCUACACCUAUCGACGACCCAAGUCUGUGACCGUGGCUCUGACUCCUGAUCGAGGUCGACAUUGUCUGGGGCGAGGUCAAUUGUCGGAGCUGUAUGGCUCGUAGCGUUGUCUGCCAGGCAUUCUCACAAUCCUGGAGUUCAAGCACGAUGAAUGUAUACUACGACUCAUGAUGUAUCCUUCUCGGACAUUGUUAUGUGGCAGACAUCACACAUUCUUAGAAGUGAGAUACCUGGCUCUCGGUACCGCUUGUCAAUCAUUGUUGAAUAUUGAUAUGACG
This is a messenger RNA of Aspergillus homomorphus CBS 101889, 2895 nucleotides long. Its product is annotated as serine/threonine-protein kinase. Lineage: Eukaryota; Fungi; Ascomycota; Eurotiomycetes; Eurotiales; Aspergillaceae. The coding region runs from base 277 to 2721 and encodes 814 amino acids. Gene Ontology annotation, molecular function: ATP binding; protein serine/threonine kinase activity. The transcript has 5 exons. Gene Ontology annotation, biological process: peptidyl-serine phosphorylation; intracellular signal transduction. The record is from RefSeq and is a predicted model, not a curated record.